AUGCCGCUGGGGCAGCGCGCCGGGGACAAGAGCGACUCCCGCUACUGCGGGGUGGAGGUGCUCGACUUCCCCGCCGGCGACGGCCUCCCCGCCGUCCUCUCCCACUCCCUCUCCUCCGCCUUCGACUUCCUCCUCGCCCCGCUCGUCGAUCCCGAGUACCGGCCCACGCCCGGCGCCGUCCUGCCGGUGGCGGCCUCGGACCUCGUCCUCAGCCCGUCCCAGUGGAGCAGCCACAUCGUCGGGAAGAUCAGCGAGUGGAUUGAUUUGGACUCGGAGGAUGAGCAGCUCCGCUUGGACUCGGAGCUCACCCUCAAGCAGGAGAUUGCGUGGGCCUCCCAUCUCUCCUUGCAGGCAUGCGUUCUUCCUCCUCCCAGGAGAUCGUCCUGUGCCAAUUAUGCUAGAGUUGUAAAUAAUAUUUUGCAAGGCCUGACCAAUAUGCAGCUGUGGCUUAGGAUACCUCUGGAGAAGUCUGAACCCAUGGAUGAAGCCCAAGUAAAUAAUAAUAAUCCCACGAGUGACAUAGUAGAUUCGUGGGAAUGGUGGAAUUCGUUCAGACUAUUAUGUGAGCAUAGCAGUCAACUGUAUGUAGCACUGGAUAUCUUGAGCUCACUGCCAUCAAUGAAUUCCCUAGGGCGGUGGUUUGGGGAGCCUGUAAGGGCUGCAAUUCUUCAAACGGAUGCUUUUCUAACAAAUGCAAGAGGCUACCCUUGCUUGUCAAAGCGCCAUCAGACUCUGCUUACUGGAUUUUUUAACCAUUCAGUUCAGGCUAUUAUUUCUGGGAGAUCAAACCAUAAUGUUUCCCAAGCAUCUGAAGGAGUGCUCGGAGUUGAUGAAAACCACACUGAAGAUACCCCCACUCGGCAUGCAUUGAGCCCGUACCUAGACUACAUCGCCUACCUCUAUCAGAGGAUGGAUCCACUUCCUGAACAGGAACGCUUCGAGAUCAACUACAGGGAUUUCCUGCAAUCUCCUCUCCAGCCUCUUAUGGAUAAUUUGGAAGCUCAAACUUAUGAGACUUUCGAGAAAGACACUGUGAAAUAUACACAGUAUCAAAGAGCCAUCGCCAAGGCUUUGGUUGAUAAGGUUUCAGACGAUGAAAUCCCCACAACUAAGACGGUUUUGAUGGUUGUUGGAGCAGGCCGAGGGCCUUUAGUAAGAGCAUCAUUGCAGGCUGCAGAAGAGACUGGUCGCAAGUUAAAAGUAUAUGCCGUGGAGAAAAAUCCUAACGCUGUUAUUACCCUGCAUAGUUUGAUCAAAUUGGAAGGGUGGGAAAGCAUGGUUACUAUAAUCUCUAGUGACAUGCGGUGCUGGGAUGCUCCUGAAAAAGCUGAUAUUUUGGUCAGUGAGUUGCUUGGAUCCUUUGGUGAUAACGAAUUAUCUCCUGAGUGUCUAGAUGGUGCCCAGAGAUUCUUGAAGCCCGAUGGGAUUUCUAUUCCUUCCUCAUACACAAGUUUUAUCCAACCAGUAACAGCAUCCAAACUACACAAUGAUAUCAAACAGCACAAAGAUAUAGCACAUUUUGAAACUGCAUAUGUUGUCAAGCUACACCGAGUGGCAAGACUUGCGCCUCCACAAGAGGUUUUUUCUUUCACACACCCAAAUUUCUCACCUAAAACUACCAACCAAAGGUAUACCAAGUUGCAGUUUGAACUACCACAAGAUACGGGGUCAUGCCUUGUACAUGGAUUUGCUGGAUAUUUUGAUGCUGUACUGUAUAAAGAUGUCCAUCUCGGGAUUGAGCCAAACACAUGUACACCAAACAUGUUUAGCUGGUUCCCGAUCUUCUUCCCACUGAGGAAGCCCAUCUACGUACCGUCGGAGUCACCCAUAGAAGUGCACUUCUGGCGAUGCUGUGGUGCCACUAAGGUGUGGUACGAGUGGGCUCUGAUGGCGCCGUCUCCAUCCCCAAUUCAUAACAGCAGCGGCCGGUCAUAUUGGGUUGGUCUAUGAGCUGAAAAAUCAGACCAUUCUAUUUUUUGUUUAGGUUUUUGAGAGCGAAGAAAAGGUAUUCUAGUUUUUUCGGCGCAUCCAACUACCUGGAUGAAUCAAGAGGCUCAUCUUGGAACUUGGAUGUGGGACUUUACAUGCUGUAACUCAUAAGCGGUUGGUUUGUAACUUCAUUUGCUUGCUAUUGUUGUUGCGCUAGUCCGUGAGUGUGUAUGUUGGGAGUUCAGUUUCAUCAUCAAUUUUGACAUUGUCUUGAGGAGCAUGCGCUUGAGGAGAUGCUGUAAGCAAAUUCAGAGACUCAAAUCUAGUCGUGUGUGCAAUUUUGGUAGUUGCAACAAGUUGGUAAGAAUGAUCUUUCCCUGCUCCCGUUCCAACGGGUGAAUCAGCA
Lolium rigidum is the source of this 2335-nucleotide messenger RNA. RefSeq names its product protein arginine N-methyltransferase 5. The record is from RefSeq and is a predicted model, not a curated record. Gene Ontology annotation, cellular component: cytosol; nucleus. The coding region runs from base 1 to 1950 and encodes 649 amino acids. Gene Ontology annotation, biological process: regulation of DNA-templated transcription; peptidyl-arginine N-methylation. The transcript is spliced from 22 exons. NCBI's taxonomy places the organism in Eukaryota, Viridiplantae, Streptophyta, Magnoliopsida, Poales, Poaceae.